UUUAAAAUUGAAAGCGCUUUGAAAUCUAAAGGGGUUAUAAUAACUGCAAAUAAUUCAAAUAUAACAACCCGAGAAGGAAAAUCAUUUUUAAAUCAGUGUGAAAGACAAUGAGUGGGGAUUAUUGCUGGGACUUUUGGCACAGGAAGCUAAAGGUUCCUGUACUAUGUCCACCAUUAUAGUGUGGCGAAUCAUAGAGUGACACAUAUAUUUAUUGCUAGAUAUAUGGAUAGAUACAGUAUAUUUUCAAGAAUAUAUUUUGGUCAUAUGUAGAAGAAAUGCAAAUUCUCUCUCGGGUGAUGCUACAGCACAGAACGAAGCUUUACACUGAGACAUCCAACAGGAGUUCUGAAUGCUUUAACUGGCAUUACUGCCACUCACUGGUUCAAUUGAAUGAGAAGAGAAAAAUAGAAGAAAAAAAAAACAGACAGAGGGUAGCAUCUCUGCUGGAGCCGUUCCUGAAUUUUGUCAAACAUUAAACAAACACUGGGAAUUAAACUCAAAUUGCAGCAGACUUUCUGCCAAGUGCACGUCCAAGUGGGAGAGAGGGAAUAUACGUACCUCAAGCAGAAAUGUGCUCAUGUCACAGAAACAUACAGUAAUCAUUGAGUUCCACAUCAGUGACUCCACUGUCACGGGUUCAGUGAUUGGCCUACUUAGAGGCAGGGCAUCCCACUGGCAGAUUUGAAUACAGGGAAACAGAAGGGGAGGGAUGGACAGGGGAGGAGGAGGAGGUAAGGCGGGGAGAUAAAGAGGUGGGCGGUGCAAUAGUUUGCCCCGGCUCACUCUCUCUCUCUCCCUCUCUCUGGCUGUGUCUCUCUCUCUCUCUGAGCCGGGUUCAGGGUGGAAAGGCUUUCACACAGGCAGGGGAGGAAACAUGUCAUGAGAGGUGAUGACACUGCCACAGAGACACAUCCUCACAGACUAACUCUGCCGGUCGCUGCUGAUUCUGCUACUGCUGCUGCUCUCACUGCUGUUAGCCCACACAGGAGACAGGGGAGCCAAAGAUAGCCUCCAAUCUGUCCUUGCUCUUCUUCUCUUAGUCUUCUUUUCACUUUGUUUGUGGACCAUGGGAUUUUAAUCAUGUGGAAGAAGGCCAAACGGCUCAUCUGGAUUUCGCCGACGCUGCGUCUCAUCCUGCCUGGCCUUUUCUGAGCAGGAUGGACUCUCUGGAGUCAGAGCUGACCUGCCCAAUCUGCCUGGAGCUCUUUGAAGACCCGCUUCUGCUCCCCUGUGCUCACAGCCUGUGCUUCGGCUGUGCCCACCGCAUCCUAGCCUCCCACUGCACUGCCAGCGAGUCUGUUCAGAAAAUUGCAGCGUUCCAGUGUCCCACCUGUAGAUAUGUCAUCUCUCUGAGUCCUGAGCGUGGACUUGAAGGGCUAAAGAGAAACGUGACUUUGCAGAACAUCAUCGACAGGGUUCAGCGGGCCUCAUCUUCAGCUGGCCUCCCUCUACAACUGUCUACAUCCUACAGUGGGCCCAACUCUCCCAGUGAGGAGGGCUGCAACCGGUUGGCACUGAUCCCUGUAAGCGCUGCCAUGUCCAGCCCAACUAUGCCUGCCGAACAGGUUCAGUGCCAGUUCUGUGAACAGGACCCACCACAAGAUGCUGUCAAGACAUGUGUGACAUGUGAGGUGUCGUAUUGUGAGGAAUGCCUGCGGGCGACACACCCCAACAAGAAGCCGUUCACGGGCCACCGGCUCAUUGAGCCCAUGCCUGACUCCCACCUCAGAGGCCUCCAGUGCCUAGAGCACGAGGAGGAGAAAGUAAACAUGUACUGUGUCAGUGAUGAUCAGCUGAUCUGCUCGCUGUGCAAGCUGGUUGGCCGACACAGGGACCACCAGGUGGCAGCACUAAGUGACCGCUAUGAGAAACUCAGGCAAGCGCUGGACUCCAACCUGAGCAAUUUAAUCAAGAAAAACAACGAGCUGGAGUCACUCAUGGGAAAGCUGAUCCAGACUUGUCAACAAGUAGAGGUGAACGCCUCGCACCAGGAGAGCAAACUGAUGGAGGAGUGCGACGUCUUGAUUGACAUCAUCCAGCAGAGGAGGCAGAUUAUAGGCAGCAAGAUUAAGGAGGGAAAGACACAAAGGGUUCGAAAGCUGGCUCAGCAGAUUUCCAACUGCAAACAGUGCAUUGAGAGAUCCUCAGCCCUUAUAACUCAGGCUGACCAGACUCUGAAGGAAAGUGAUCACGCUCGAUUCCUGCAGACAGCCAAGAACAUUAACGAGAGGGUUUCCAUGGCAACUGCAUCCACCCAAGUUCUGAUCCCUGAGAUUCACCUGACAGACACUUUUGACUCCUUCGCCCUGGACUUCACCAGAGAGAAGAAGUUGCUGGAGAGUCUGGACUACCUCACUGCUCCAAGUGCUCCCAGCAUACGGGAGGAGUUGUGCACCGCUUCGUACGACACCAUUUCCGUCCACUGGACGUCCGAUGACGAAUUCACCGUGGUUUCCUACGAGCUUCAGUACGCUAUCUUCACCGGACAGUCCAACAUCACCAGUCUCUGUAACUCACUAGAGAGCUGGAUGAUUGUCCCCAACAUCAAGCAGAACCACUACACAGUACACGGCCUGCAGAGCGGCACCAAGUAUAUCUUUGUUGUCAAGGCCAUUAACCAAGCAGGGAGCAGGAGCAGUGAACCAGGGACUCUGAAGACCAACAGCCAACCUUUUAAACUAGACCCGAAAUCCGCUCACAAGAAGCUGAGGGUGUCCCACGAUAACCUGACAGUGGAGCGAGACGAAACCACAUCCAAGAAAGGCCACAGCCAGGAGCGGUUCUCCAGCCAGAGCAGCUACGGCGUCGUCGGGAAUGUCUACAUCGACAGCGGGCGCCACUACUGGGAGGCUCUGAUUGGAGGAAGCACGUGGUACGCUUUGGGCAUAGCCUAUAAAUCUGCUCCAAAGCACGACUGGAUCGGGAAAGACUCGGCCUCCUGGGUCUUCUGCCGCUGCAACAACACUUGGGUGGUGCGCCACAACAGCAAGGAGCUGGCCAUGGACCCCUCACCCCAUCUGAGAAGAGUCGGCGUCCUGCUGGACUACGACGCCGGGUACCUGACCUUUUACGACUCUGUGGGCUCCCAACACCUGCACACAUUCCACGUGUCCUUUGUCCAACCUGUGUGUCCCGUCUUCAAUGUGUGGAAUAAAUGUCUGACAAUACUCACUGGUCUGCCAAUCCCUGACCAUUUAGAGGCACUGGAGCCUCACCACUAAAAAUAACCCCAUGAAAACUGGUUUCUUAUUUUUAAGCUGCACUGGAAAACAAAUUCUCAACCCCGCAUUGGUAACUGAGAAGUAUUUUAGGAUUUCAAAUGGCUGCAAUUCCAUUGAAAAGUCAGUGUCGUCAGUGUGCAUUGCAAACAUGACUGAAACCCCUUAACCUAUAAAUAUUUCUCAAGUCAAGUAUAGCAGCCUUAAAAGAAAAACAACCAGACAAGAAUCAGAGUCGUUUUGUUUUUUUUGUUAUUUGAAGUGUGAAAAAGUGAUCUGAGUUUUUUCCCCGAGUUGUUUUUUAUCAUUUCUAAUAGCAAGUGCAAUACUGCUUCAUGUUGUAUCGACCGAUAUGGACUUGUUUAAGAUGGAUAGCAAUAAGCUGGGAGUCAGUGCAGAGGAAACCCAGGACUAAUGAACCCUGCUAGUUCUUUGAGGCACUUUGAGCCGUGAGGGGCGGUACAGCAGAGGGAGAAAAGCCACAAAUCAUUUUCUAAUGUUCCUCUCUUUUCCAUCUUUAUAGGAUAUAGCACUUUGAAUAUGCGCGCACACACACACACACACCAACAGAGUCCUAAAAUGUCCCUGUUUUUUUCCUAAAAGAAAGACUAGAAUUAUAGAUAUAUUAUAUUUUAUAAAUUGAGAAUUUUUAUCUCUCUAUUUUCCCCCUUGUUCAAUUCAGGAAAUAAAAGAGCCAAAGUAGCUGUUGAUGUCUUUUCAGGUGUCUACUUUAUAAAAAAUUAAAGACAACUUUUAAAAGAAGUUUGUUCACGUAGUGAGGGUUUGCUGGGAAUAGAGGAAAACUCAACUAAUGACCAUGUUUUUGCACAUCUUUAAAUCUUGCCAUACUGAUGCUUUGUUCAAUACGUUUGCAAUUUCAUUGUGCAGCCUUCUUUUUUUGGUCUGUACGGUGGUAACAAUUUUCUAUUCCAGCAGCUUGAGGAGCGCUGAAAUCAUAACAUUGUGUGAACAAUAAUGGCAUUGGGAGUGUUGAAAAAGUAGCUCUUAUUGAUUCAACCACCGGUUCAGACCACCAAAUGUGCAAGACAGUUCAAUUCUUCUUUGUGUUUCCUCGGCAUUAAAGCCCAUCUGCAUGUUUACUCGUGUCCUCUGUGAGUAUUUACAUAGAUCUUUGUUUAAUGUCUCCAUUGGAGCAGUAUAUGACCACAGUGUUACAUGUUUGCGGACGGAAUUUAAGUUGUCGCUGUUGUCUGAGGUGAAUCUGAGAAAAACAAUAAACUUUUGUUUUUACUUGAAGCUGUUUUCUCCCUUUUUCCAACUUUCCAUCUUAAUUUUAAAACAUUAAAGCUGUAAAGUAGACUGUUGAUGAAAUACAAGGAGCAUUUGUUUUUU
This is a messenger RNA of Cynoglossus semilaevis (tongue sole), 4571 nucleotides long. RefSeq names its product E3 ubiquitin-protein ligase Midline-1. Gene Ontology annotation, molecular function: zinc ion binding; protein binding. NCBI's taxonomy places the organism in Eukaryota, Metazoa, Chordata, Actinopteri, Pleuronectiformes, Cynoglossidae. The coding region runs from base 1158 to 3221 and encodes 687 amino acids. Gene Ontology annotation, biological process: regulation of microtubule cytoskeleton organization. Gene Ontology annotation, cellular component: cytoplasm. The record is from RefSeq and is a predicted model, not a curated record. The transcript is spliced from 10 exons.